GAAGAAAAAAGGGGGCAAACAAACAAACCCAGCACUAGAACAUCCCGUUCACAACGCAGCAGCCGCAGAACCACCACACCCCACGCCUCCACCCAGCCACCCGACCAGGCAGCGUGGGACAGGCACAGCCCCGCCUCGCCCACCCCCACCCCACUGCGCAUGCGUAUGGAACGGCGCAGGCGCAGAGCCGCUGCCCCACCCACCCCAAGAUGGCGGCGCCCAGUGUGGGAGGCGGUAGCUGAGGGCGCGCGUGUUGCGGCCGCACCUUCCCGCGCGCAGAAUGGACACGGUAGCACUAAGAAUGCAGUCGGUUUGUCAGAGAGUUGGUGCCUGUUCCUCAUGUUUGAACAAACAGAUGAAUGGCUUCUUGGCACUCGUUAAACGGCAGAGGAAUCUGGUUCCUGUUUGUAUCAGAACUAUUUACAGCGAGACGGGGAGAUGGGAGAAAAGCUAUGGGCAGGAGACAAGGAGAAGAGUGGAAAACUGGUGGUUCCCAAGAAUAAAGGAGCAGUUCUGCAGAAUUUCAGAAACAGAUAAAUCAAGACCAAAGUUUUAUGUGCUUUCUAUGUUCCCCUAUCCUUCUGGAAAGCUUCACAUGGGUCACGUUCGUGUCUACACCAUCAGUGAUACUGUUGCUCGGUAUCAGAAAAUGAGAGGGAUGCAGGUGCUAAAUCCAAUGGGAUGGGACGCAUUUGGUUUACCAGCAGAAAAUGCAGCAAUUGAGCAUGGUCUUCACCCUGCAAGCUGGACACAAAGUAAUAUUCAACACAUGAGGGAACAGUUUGAUGCACUAGGUCUGUCUUUCACUUGGGAAAGGGAAGUAACCACUUGUUUACCAGAAUACUACAAAUGGACACAAUACCUCUUUCUUAAGCUUUUUGAAUCUGGGAUAGUGUAUCAAAAAGAGGCCUUGGUGAAUUGGGAUCCAGUAGAUCAAACCGUUCUAGCUAACGAACAGGUGGAUGACAAUGGCUGUUCGUGGCGCUCGGGAGCAAAAGUGGAACAGAAGUACCUCAAACAAUGGUUCAUUAAAACUACUGCGUAUGCAAAGGCUAUGUUUGAUGCUUUGUCUGACCUCCCUGAGUGGUAUGGUAUAAAAGAAAUGCAAGCAAAUUGGAUAGGUGACUGUGUUGGAUGCUCUAUUGACUUCUUGCUGAAGGUUAAUGGUGAAGUAUCAGGAGAGAAGCUGGCUGCUUACACCUACACUCCUGAAGCCAUUUAUGGAGCUUCCCAUUUAUAUAUCUUACCAAGUCAUAGACUGCUGCAUGGAAACAGCAGUCUGAAGGAAGUCUUUCAGAGGGAGUUCAUCCCAGGGAAAGACUCACUCACUUCUGUGACAGCUGUGAACUUGCUUACCAAUCAAGAAAUUCCUGUAGUAAUCUCAGCAAAAACAAGUUUUGAGAAUUAUCUUGAUACUAAAAUAGGGAUUCCUAGUACUAGUGCAGAAGAUGCUGCAGUAGCAAAGAAUCUGAGCAUUUCUUUCACUGAGGUCAUUGAAAAACUGCCAAAUGGUUUGGAGAAAGUCAUUAAUUCUGGGCAGUUCACAGGCAUGACUCGAGAAGAUGCUUUAAAAGCUCUUACCCAGCAGGCCAAAAAUAAAGGAAUAGGUGGAGACCUAAUGAGUGACAAAUUAAGGGACUGGUUAAUAUCUCGACAGCGGUACUGGGGAACACCUAUUCCUGUCAUCCACUGCCAAAAAUGUGGCACUGUUCCAGUGCCUUAUGAAGACUUACCUGUGGUGCUGCCCAAUGUAACCACUUUUACAGGGAAGGGAGCGUCACCUUUAGAAACUGUUCCAGAAUGGGUGAACUGUGCUUGUCCAAGAUGUAAGGCAGAAGCUAGGAGAGAAACUGAUACCAUGGAUACAUUUGUGGAUUCUGCUUGGUAUUACCUGAGAUACACAGAUCCUCACAACACUGACAGGCCCUUUAAUCGUGACUUGGCUGACUACUGGAUGCCUGUGGAUUUGUACAUUGGAGGCAAGGAGCACGCAGUUAUGCACUUAUUCUAUGCUAGGUUUUUCAGCCAUUUUUGCCAUGAUCUAAAGAUGACUAAACACAAGGAGCCUUUCCAUAAGCUUUUGGUUCAAGGUCUUAUCAAGAAUCAGACGUUCAGACUAAAAACAACAGGCCAAUAUUUGAAGAGAGAGGAGGUUGAUCUCACUGGCACUGAACCAGUUCACUUAAAAACUGGUGAGAAAGUCCAAGUCACAUGGGAAAAAAUGAGCAAAUCUAAGCACAAUGGAAUAGAUCCUGAAGAAUUAAUGAAAGAAUAUGGCAUCGACACCAUACGACUUUACAUUCUGUUUGCUGCUCCUCCAGAACAAGAUAUUUUAUGGGAUACUAAAACUGAUGCUAUGCCAGGUGUUCAGAGAUGGCAGACUCGCCUCUGGACCCUUGUAACCAAACUUAUUGAGGCAAGGACUUCGGAAACCAUACCAAAUCCUGAGGUUCUGAAUAAGAAAGAGAAGGCUGAAGCCAAGAGGAUCUGGGAGCAAAAGAAUCUUGUAAUUUCUGAGGUAACAGAGUACUUCACAAAGGAUCAUUUGUUCAAUGCAGCUAUUUCUCGACUGAUGAGCCUUUCUAACGUACUCCAUCAAGCUUCUUGGCCUCUUGUUCUUCACAGUGCAGAAUAUGAAGAUGCUUUGGCUACGCUCUGCAUUAUGGUUGCACCUAUGGCUCCACACAUUGCAUCGGAGAUGUGGAAAGGUUUGGCGCAUAUAGAGAAUAAACUUUGUACUCAUCAUAACUGGGGUGCUGAUGUGCUGCAUCAGUCCUGGCCCAAAGUAGACCCAGAAUACCUUCAACCACCAGAUGUAGUGGAGAUGUCUGUUCUGAUCAAUAACAAAGCCUGCGGCAAAGUUUUUGUGCCUCAGCAAGCAGCCCGCAAUGCUGAAGAAGUCCACGCGAUAGUUCUUCAAAGUGAACUUGGAGCCAAGCAUCUCCAGGGACGAACCAUUAAAAAGGCCUUUCUGUCUCCAAGAACUGCCCUUAUCAACUUCUUAGUGCAAGAGUAAGACUUUGCUGGGCUAUGAAAGAGAACUGGAAUCUUUCAGGAUGAAAGCAACUCAAAGUGCCAAUGAUGGCUAUUUAAAUCUCAUAUAACAGUGGGGGAAAAAUGUUAACAAAAUUAGGUUGCUGCUGAAUAUUCGUUUCAACAGGAGGAAUGUACAGAAUUAAAGUUUCGUAUCAAGUCAUGGUAAGGUGCUGUUUGUCCAUAUUCUCUGGGUGAAUGAGAAGGAGAUAAUAAGUAAGUAAUUGUAAUAGAAUGUAAGUGUUAUAAAGCACAUGGGGUUUAGGUCAACUAAAUAGGAAUCUAUCCUAUUUGAAAUUUGGCUUGGACAAAUGCAGAGGCAUGAUUCCAGAACUAAACAGCUGCCCUGAGUGUGUGCUACACCAAAUGCUAGGUGUCAGUCCAUCUUUGCUCUGCCUGUCUCACAUUUAGAUAACCUACCAUUAAUCAGCACUUUUCGUAACAACAUUUUCUUGUAGCUUAGUGUAAAUUAGCACUGGCUAACAGCUUUAUUCAUAAUAAAUAGCCAGAAUGGAGUGAUUUGAUCUAUUUCACAUGCAUUUCAGAGGCAAGCCAAGAAAACAGUCAGAUGAUUUAGCUGAGCCCUGCCUUAGCCAGGAUCCUCCUUACUUGCUGGCAUAUUUUUGUUGGUUCAAACAUGAGAGAGUCAAAUUUCGCAAAGUGCCGACAAUUGUUUCUGCACAGACCAAAUGAAGUGACUUCCCAUUCAUGAGCCAUCCCAGAGACUUUGGGGGGAGUUGAGAAAGGGACAAGGCAACUACGUACAGGCAGCUGCUGUGCUUUUGGAUUCCACCCUUAGUUCUUCUAGUGCCUAGAUCGUAAAACUUCAAAUAACAUUUGUUGGUUUGGUUUUUUGUUCAUUUGCUUUAUUUCUGAGGGGUUCUUUAAGUAGAACUAGCAGACACAUUUCAAAAAAUCAGAUGUCUGUAAAACACAAAGCUUUUUUCAUGCCUCAUUCCAGCCAUAUUAUUUGCGCACUGCAUUACUGUUACAUCCAUGUGGAAAUGCUUACUGUAUUUAGCAAGUGCUUGAAAAAGGUUUUCAAAAGAGACAUUACAGGGUUCUCUGUGUGAGCACGCCUCUUCUUUAACAACUAUUAAGAUCAGCCCUUUAUGAGCCCUUCUAACAGUUAAGACAAGGAGCUAGUCAAAUAGAGAGGUCUGUUAACCCUCCAGUCCAACAGCCAUCCCGUGCGUCAGACUAAACGAAAACCAACAAAGAUCUCCCACUGAACAAUAUUUAAGUCUAAUGGAUCCUGAGCAAGUAAGAUCAAGAUAGGUUCUUUGAAGUGUCAGCGCUAAGGAAUGCCAGAAAUUAAUUUGGUUUUGUGCAUUUUGGUAGCAAAGAUCUAGCUACAUAAUGGAGAUUUCAGGCUCAGUGAGCAGAGUAGGCGCUAUACUUUCCUAAAUGUGCAACAAAACUUUUCUGACUUCUGCUUCCUUCUGGACCACACUGCUGCACAUUUUCUCUUCAGCAGCCCUUUGACGCAAGAAUGACUAAGAAAUAGAAUAUUUAUAAUGAAGAUACAGUCUUUGCAGUUUUAAGACUCCCUAAAUCUUAGCCACAAAGGAAUGCAUUCAGACAUUUAAACACAGGCCUUUAGUUGGAGUUAAAAUAAUUUGAAUUCCAAUGUCUGCCUGACAUAUAUGUUGUUAUAAAUUGAUAAAACUCCUGUUCAGAAGUCCCUGAAAGACUGUGAAAGGGAUCUUUUAAAGAAAAAUUUGUAGCCCAAGCACAUUCCUGCCUUUUCCAUAUAAAAGUUUAACGCUCCCUAUGGAACCAUUCAAACACAUUUUCUUUGGGGAAAGGUGACAUGUUUGGUGUAAGAAAAACCCCACCUUGUAAUAUUUUCAAGGAUGAAGAAAGAUGUUGUAAGCCCAGCAGCCCUAUGAUGCCUUUAAACAAAAGCUGCAGUCACUACAGGGCUGAGCAGCAGACCACAGUGUUUACUGCUGUUAGUACUGGUUAUAUUUGCUCUUGCAGGAGGAAGAAGUGAAUCGUAGAUUUCACUUUGAUCCAGGCAGAAAGAAAAAUGUGGAAUGGACUCUCGACACUAAGGAAGGAAAAGUAACAAACAGCGUUGGCACUAGAAGUGUAUGGUCAGAAGUCACACCAGUGUGUUUACAGUAAGGUGAAAUUCAGUGAGGCCCAGAGGAUACAACAAGGUUUUGAAAAAGGGAAUGUGAGAGAUGAUGUGGAAAGUCUGACAGAGCCUAAUCCCCCAGUGAGUGUGUGUUUGAAGGAUGGCAGAGGUGCCAGCUGCAGAGCUUUGUGGUUGUCCUGACACCUGCUGAAAUUUUUCAUGAUGUUGACCUGAUCUGAAGCACUGCCAUUUGUCUUAACGAUAAUUGGGACUUACAAGUUUGUUCUGUGCCUAGAUUGGACUGAUUCAGGCUGUGGGCUAUUGUUAACCCUCUUCAGAAUAAUUUACACAGAUGCCUGCCAUUUA
This is a messenger RNA of Tympanuchus pallidicinctus (lesser prairie-chicken), 5482 nucleotides long. RefSeq names its product leucyl-tRNA synthetase 2, mitochondrial (gene LARS2). The record is from RefSeq and is a predicted model, not a curated record. NCBI's taxonomy places the organism in Eukaryota, Metazoa, Chordata, Aves, Galliformes, Phasianidae. The transcript has 21 exons. Gene Ontology annotation, biological process: leucyl-tRNA aminoacylation; mitochondrial translation. Gene Ontology annotation, molecular function: aminoacyl-tRNA deacylase activity; ATP binding; leucine-tRNA ligase activity. Bases 281 to 3016 code for a protein of 911 amino acids. Gene Ontology annotation, cellular component: mitochondrion.